AUGGCUAAUGCGCACACAGGUGUUUACCUCACUGAUCUCACUUUCAUCGAGGACGGCAUUCCCUCGCUCACUCAAUCAGAUCUAAUUAACUUCAAUAAGCGCACCAAGACCGCAGAGGUGAUCCGCGAUAUCCAGCAGUACCAGAAUGCGCCUUACCAGCUUAUUCCUGUGCCGGAGCUGCAGGAGUACGUGUUGAACAACAUGCAGGCAGCAGGCGAUGUGCAUGACAUGUACGAGCGCAGUCUUGAAAUCGAGCCCCGAGAACGGGAAGACGAGAAAAUUGCAAGGUAUGGUAAACACUACUACGACCCAUCGGCCGUUGCACUCCCUGUGGGUUGGCAUACAUUGAUCGUGCCAUGA
Trichophyton rubrum CBS 118892 is the source of this 360-nucleotide messenger RNA. RefSeq lists its product as uncharacterized. Gene Ontology annotation, biological process: Ras protein signal transduction; positive regulation of GTPase activity. The transcript has a single exon. The record is from RefSeq and is a predicted model, not a curated record. Gene Ontology annotation, cellular component: plasma membrane. The coding region runs from base 1 to 360 and encodes 119 amino acids. Lineage: Eukaryota; Fungi; Ascomycota; Eurotiomycetes; Onygenales; Arthrodermataceae. Gene Ontology annotation, molecular function: guanyl-nucleotide exchange factor activity.